Molecule: messenger RNA, 4457 nt
Organism: Rhinolophus ferrumequinum (greater horseshoe bat)
Lineage: Eukaryota; Metazoa; Chordata; Mammalia; Chiroptera; Rhinolophidae
Gene: SPIDR
Product: scaffold protein involved in DNA repair
Exons: 21
Coding region: 77-2872 (931 amino acids)
Biological process (GO): regulation of establishment of protein localization to chromosome; double-strand break repair via homologous recombination
Cellular component (GO): nucleoplasm; nuclear chromosome
Source: RefSeq, a predicted model, not a curated record
CGGCGCUCAGCCUUCCCGCGCCUUGAGGAGGCAAGCUGCUGAAGAGGCUCCGUUGUGGCUAGAGGUGCUCCUGGAUAUGUCCCACGGCGGUAAUUCUCGCGGACAGAAGGAGAGGAGUCUGAAUCUAACUGCUGCCAGUCUGUUACACUGUCUGGGCACGGAGUACUUUUGUAGGAAAUAUUGCAGAAAAAGAAAUUGGGAUAUAGGAUACUCAUCCUUUCCAGGAGAACAUCCAUGGCAGUUCAGAAGAGCAGGUCUCAGGACAGUGGGGACAGCUGCUUCCCUCUCUGAAUCAUGGCUCAGAUGUGAAGAAGGAUUUCAGGAUACUUCUGGGACUCCGUUGUUAACAGCUGAAAAGAAGACUUUUACAGAAAAGGACAUUGAAUUACUUGCUAGAUCCAAGAAAGAAACUACCACAUCUAAGAGUACCAGUGGGCUUACGGAUAUAACAUGGAGUUCCAGUGAAAGUGAUCUGUCAGAUGAAGAUGAACCACAGUUUGUUGAGUGGGAGAGUGACAGUGACAGGGAACAUAGUAGUGAAUACAGUGAAUUUGAAGACAGUGAGAGGGCUGUGGAAAUAUCAGACUGUGCUUCUUGUGCAAGCAGUUCUUUGACAAGUGAAGAAAGGGCAUCUGAGCUUCCUAAGGCAAGUUCUACAGAAAUUUUGGAGUAUUCAUCAGACAGUGAAAACAAAGAUGAUUUGGAGAAUGGCUUGUUCAUUGAUUCAGAAUUCUCUCACAAAUACUACAUGGAUUUUGGAUCAGAUGAAAGACAGGUUAUGGAGAGACUGAUAAACACAAGGGUGAAAUCUACAGAGAACAUUUUGUAUACAUCCCAGAAACAAAACAAGUUUCUCAGGACUCCUGAAAAUUCAGCAAAGACGACGAAGCUUUUGAGAGGUGGGCUAGCAGAAAGACUAAAUGGACUGCAGAAUCGAGAGAGAUCUGCCAUUUCUUUGUGGAGACAUCAAUGUGUUUCUUAUGAAAAGACACUUUCAGGUAGAAGAUCUGGUAUAUUAAUUGUGAAAAUUUUAGAGGUGCAUGAAGAAUGCACCAUCCAGAUUGCCAUGUGUGAGCAGUUAGCGGGACUGCAGGCUGACAGCCCUUCUCCAAGUGAGGGCCCUGGGACUGGCCUAAAGGUUCUCUUCACCAAGGAAACUGCACACUACCUCAGGGGACAACCUCAAGACGUCAUCCAUAUCUACCCUCCCUGGCAAAUGCUUGUUGUCCCAAAUGGAACCUGUCCUGUUAUUCUGAAUACUUAUUUUUGUCAGAAAGUUGUUGCCAAAGAAGAUUCAAGAACAACACAUGAAGCACAAUAUUGGGACACAUCCCUUCCAAGAAGAACCAUCACUUUGGCCCAGAUGUUUAGAUUUAAAAAUCUAACAAAUAAUUCACCUGAAAGCCAGGUUAUGUAUAGUGGUCUUACCACCAUGGAGACAAACUGGACCCACAGACAUGAAGAAGAAGCAAAACAGCACUUCUCAGCCCAAGCUCCUCUGAGGGAUUCUCUCCUGGAUGCAAUAGAAAGCCAAGGAGCUGCCACAUGGUCGGGAGUUGGAGUCCCAGUGGUGGUGCAGAGAGUUUACUCUCUUCCAGGGUGGUGUCACCUAGGAAGUGGCUCAGCUGCUCCACCCAGCUCAGACCCACCUAGAGUUCGAGUCUCUUUUCUUGUGCAAGAUGCCUAUGGAAUGUUCAGUGAAGUGCACUCAGAGGGGACCAUCUUGAAGGACAGAGAGUUGGAAGGGAAGUCCUGCAGCCUGGCGGGAAUGAAAAUUCUACGGAAGGCCACCAGAGGAAGGGCAGCAGGGCUUUUCAGUUUGAUUGAUACCAUGUGGCCUCCAGUGAUGCCUCUGAAAGCACCUGGCUACAGCGAGGCCUGUGAAGAGGUAAAAACUCAGCUGCCUCCUCCUGGAUUCUGUUACAUCCUUACUGCUCAUCCAAAUCUGGGACAAAUUAAUAUAAUUGAAGAAAACCCCAUUUCUAAGCUUUAUCAGCCUCCAAUUCCCCGCUUCUUAAGAGAAAUUCUCCAGACUGAUGAUAUUGGUACCCGUUGCAGUUUCUAUGCCAGAGUGAUUUAUCAAAGACCACAGCUAAACAGUUUGCUUCUUCUGGAGCGAAGGCAGAUUUGGCUGACAGUGACUGAUGUCACCCUACAAAUGCAAGAUGAAAAUAACUCUGGCCUCCCAAAAACCAUGCCGGUCUGUGUGACCUCCUCAUGUGUGCUGGGCCAAGAAGUCUUGGAAGUACUAGCCAAGGCUGCCGUUCACAGCUUCUUCUUCAGAGAUGCUCUCCGAGACAGCGGUCAGAUUGUUUGUGUUGAACGAACUGUCCUGCUUCCAAAGCCCAUUCUGGAUGUGACCUCUGGUGCUCACUCCUGUGAGCUACCUGGCCCUGUGACGCUUGAUGAACUGGAUUCUGUCACUCAGGUCAACUCCAUUUGCAAUGUUCAAGGCACUGUGAUAGGCGUGGAUGAGAGCACUGCUUUCUUAUGGCCUACGUGUGACCUGUGUGGCAAUGAGAGAUUGGAACAGAGCCCAGAAGACAGAGGCGUUUUUUCCUGUGGAGACUGCUCCCGUGUGGUCACCUCUCCUCUUCUCAGAAAGCACCUGCAGGUCAUCUUAGACUGCCCCUCUCGACCCCAGUGCACAGUGAGGGUCAAGCUGCUGCAAAACAGUAUCUCUUCACUCCUGAAGUUUGCUGUCUGUGAAGAUGAGAGUUAUGAAGUGAAGAGUGUCCUCGGAAAUGAGGUGGGGUUAUUGACUUGUUUUGUCCAGUCUAUAACCACCUACCCGACUAGCUGCAUUGGAUUGGAGGAAAUUGAGCUUCUGAGUGCAGGAAGAGCCUCUUCAGAUCACCAUCAGUUGCCAUAGGAAUCUGUAAACUUUGCAUUGUGGCUGCAAGGGGGUGGUGGUGGUUUUGGGUAGUUAUUUUUUAACUAUGGGCAAAGUGAAUGUAUUUUAUGAUCUUGGAAUGGAAUUUAAGAUUUUUCUGGGGCAAAUGUUAAUAAAUGGUUUUAUAAAUUAUAAAUCAAAAUAUUUUUUCUACGGUUACAUAUAUUUUUAUUACCUACGGUUACAUAUAUUUUUAUUACCUUUUUACAAACUUAGGAACAUAACUGUUAAAGCUUACAUUGAGGUCUUCAUUUUGUAUUUAUCUUAGGCAAUAAUAUUAAUGUAGCAGAAAAAAUUUUUUCAGUUGUAAUUUUAAAGUGUUUGAAUACUCUGCAAAGCUUAAACCUUUGUCCUAUAUUGUGAUAUUACUGUUCUCCUACAAUGAAUGUCCAAUCUAAGCAUUCUGCAGUUCAAUGUUUCUGGGAAAAUAUUCUAGGGAAUAUGUCAGAGGUAAAAUUUAGUUAUUCAUAUAGUGUGGAUAAGUUAACCAGUGUGAUUAUCGCUAUACUGAACAGAGAUACAGUUAGCUCACUCUAGAUAAGCCUGUUUAAUCACACUGUGCACGAAGAGCCAAGAUUACAGACUGAAAAGGAGUGGAUUGUUAACAUUCGCUUUGUUGGCAGAGAUUUAAACGUAAAACCAUGAAUUAAUGAUCUUUAGACACUAAAGAUUUUGUUUCCUCCCUUAUAAUGAUAUAAUGACAGGCUAUUGUUAAUUAAUUACAUAAUAUAAAGUACUGGCUGAGAUCAAGAAAGGGUGCCUCGUACCCACUUUCACUGGGGGAAGGCAAAGGACUUUAUUUGUCCAGAUUAAGCUUUGAAACAUUAAAUUUAAAUUACUGGGAAGAUAUUCGGUUUUAAGUAGCUUUGUGACUGUCCUUUUCAUCUACUACAUGACUAUUUUGCAUUCAUACGCACUUUGAAAAUCUACUCGAAGUUGUCCAUGAGACCAAGGAAAGUGAAAGCAAAGUCCCGCGAAAGCCAAAGAUGAUUCAGACUUUUAGGAUAACGUGAACCCUCCUCUAUCCCCUCACCCUGGGAGCAGCCAACAAAAGUUAGGAAGGUCUACAGCUGUUCUCCAUAAGGCCCCUCAGCUCAGCUACAGGCCCAGUCCCCUCCCUAUGUCUAAGUACUUAUUUGGGAGCACCUUCCACCGGAAGGCUGCCAGCUUAACGUGAACUUAGCCGUGCUUUGCUGAUCUUAGGCAAGUUAAAUAAAACAUUUGGAGAUAAACUUUGACAUGCUUCAAAAGCAAAGCAGACCCUCUCUUCUAAGAUGCUUGGUUUCCCCUGGGGAGGGGAGAACCACACUUGUGUCCCGCGCCUACCCCCAGGUGCCAAGUUGCACACCUGGUAUUGGAAUGCGUCCAGCGGGGUCCUGGAGCCCCCAGUGUGCAGGAAUCACUGUAAAUACAGGAAUCGGGAGGUUUUAAAUGCUGCUUUAUUCUUACAAAUACUGUAAAAAUUAUUAUAAAAAAGAGCAUGCUCAGUGUUUUCCUCUUAUCUACAAUACAAAGGGUGAAAAGUCUUUAAAAAAAAAACACAAAUGUACCUUAGCUGCAUCAA